AUGUAUAAAGAAGAACUAGAAGGAAAGAUAUUUGUAUAUGAUCCUGCAAAUAACCUGAUUGCAUAUUCCAAUCAAGUUAAAAGUGAUACAAAGAUUAUAUAUGUCGGAGGUUUGGGAUCUCGUCUGCCGAUCUGUCUCCCCACCACUAUGUUGAAUGAGCAUUGUUUUGAGAAUGGGUAUGAGCUCAUAAUUCCUGAGCUAAGAUCCUAUCCCAACUACGGACUUUUUACAAUCGAUGACGAUGUUGAAGACCUAAGUUGCUUACUCCACCAGCUUAGAGGAAAUAUAGUUUUGAUUGGAAAUUCGACUGGUUGUCAAGACAUCAUACAUUACUUGAAUACAACAAGGGACAAGAGAAUCAAGCUCGCUGUACUUCUUGGAGCUGUAAGUGAUGUUGAAUUCGAGGAACACAAGAAUAAGGAUCUUCCUGAGACGUUGAGAUGGGCAAAAGAAAUGACAGAUAGGAAAGAGGAUGUGGCAAUUAAAUAUUGUGGUACAGACUCGUAUUUGACACCAAGAAGGAUUUUGGAUAUUUUUUCUAGAUAUGGGAAGGAGGAUAUGUUUUCUAGCUAUCUAGAGGACAGGUUUUAUAUGGAGCUCAAUAGGGGAGAUACAAGGCUCCUCUUUGUAGUAUCUGGGAAGGACGAAUAUUCCAUAAGAGACAUUGAAGCUAAGCUAAGAUUGGUCAGAAACUCUCGGGUUGAGAAAAUACCUGAGGGAACACAUGUCCUAUCACGUGUUGAAGAUGUUAAAGUGUUCUUGAGGUUCUUCUCAGAAGAGAUUAAAAAAAUAAUGUGA
Messenger RNA from Encephalitozoon romaleae SJ-2008, 798 nucleotides. RefSeq lists its product as hypothetical. Lineage: Eukaryota; Fungi; Microsporidia; Unikaryonidae. The transcript has a single exon. Bases 1 to 798 code for a protein of 265 amino acids. The record is from RefSeq and is a predicted model, not a curated record.